This is a messenger RNA of Drosophila santomea, 3464 nucleotides long. It is a transcript of the gene eIF4EHP, whose product is annotated as eukaryotic translation initiation factor 4E type 2. The coding region runs from base 461 to 1021 and encodes 186 amino acids. Gene Ontology annotation, cellular component: eukaryotic translation initiation factor 4F complex. The transcript has 3 exons. NCBI's taxonomy places the organism in Eukaryota, Metazoa, Arthropoda, Insecta, Diptera, Drosophilidae. Gene Ontology annotation, biological process: translational initiation. The record is from RefSeq and is a predicted model, not a curated record. Gene Ontology annotation, molecular function: RNA 7-methylguanosine cap binding; translation initiation factor activity.
ACAUCAAGUGGAACCUAAUCAGACGCAUGUUGUGUUGUGUACAAAAAGAAACGUCAAACUGAAGUCGAGCGAACCAAAACUAAACGGCCAAAAAAUACGCAAACCCACUGGAAACCGAAAAGGAUAAGGCACAGGAAAUACGAUUGUUUACCAGAGAGAGCGGCGGACCCGUAGCGAACCGCUCCCCCAAAAAGCGGCGGCCCCAAAAAAAUCGCCCACAAGAGAAUCCACCAAAAACCCAUUUGCACACACACAAACACAGUCACACAAACACACUCGCGCAGCCAAGGAGCAAAAGAAGAAUUGCGCCAGAAGAAAUAGUAGCAUAAAGAAUCUAGUAGUGCAACUACCCGGAUCCACAGGUUCUCGUUCCAAAGGUUGGAGCAGCGCCGCAGGAACAGCCAAACAGUCAGCAGAAGAUCACCAGUAGCCGCUACCAGUCAGGAUCAUAAUUGCCAGGAUGAGCAUGGAGAAAGUAGCCAACAAGCAGUAUGAGUCGAAAAACUGGCCAGAUCUCGUCGACAGCGACGACAGCGAUGUGGAGAACGAGAUAGACGUGGAGAAGCUCCCGCCACUGGAGGUGGGUCCCGGCGAGAACCGGCUGCAGCACACAUACUGCCUCUGGUUCUCUCGCAAGGGUACGCAACGGGCGGCCGCCGACUACAGCAAAUCGCUGCACGUGGUCGGACGGUGCGCCAGCGUGCAGCAGUGGUGGUCGCUCUACUCGCACCUCAUCCGGCCCACCGCCCUGAAGCCCUACCGGGAGCUCAGCCUCUUCAAGCAGGGCAUCAAACCGAUGUGGGAGGACCCGGCGAACAGCAAGGGCGGCCAGUGGGUGAUACGGCUGCGCAAGAACAAGAUCGAGCGGGCCUGGGAGAACGUUUGUAUGGCGAUGCUUGGGGAGCAGUUUCUCGUCGGCGACGAAAUAUGCGGAAUCGUGCUACAGACGAAAUAUCCGAUAAAAACCGAACACCGCCGGCCAAUGCAUACAAAUGAGCGAAGGAGCCCGGGAGUCACGUAGUCACGUAGCCAGCAACCAGGACGCACCACAUCCUCAUCCCUUGGAGCGGCGGAAGAGCGGUGGCUCUUCUAAUUAAGACAGAGCCGGUCUGGUCUGAGCGAAAAUUAAUGGAAGCCACGAGCGGCGGAGGAGCAUUUUCGGAGUUCACACAAAUUAAAUUCCAUCAAGUUUAUUUGCUGUAAAUGAGGCAGUGGCAGAAGGAGUGAAAGUGCUGGCCCUAAUUUAAUUUCCCCACCCUUAACCCUUUUGUGCCCCCAACCCGCAACACGUGUUGCCAUCUAACCAUUUGCCACUUAGAAGCGAAAAAGGAAACAAUAGGCCCACAUACAACUACACUUGGACACACACAGAUGCUAAAUCAGAUCAGUUCGGUUAAUAUACGUUAGAUUUUCCAUGUAAAUAGUCAUUAUAAUUAUUAUUGUGGUCUACGCUGAAUUUUGUCUCGAGCAAUUUCGGCGGUAAUCCCCCGGGAAAACUCAAAAUUGUAAACAUAAAUCUAAUAUUUAUUACGAAACUUCAUAUGUGUGCAUCUCGCAAAUGCUAUGAUUGCAAAAUUAAAAACAAAAUGCAAAACAAAGAGACGAAAGAGCAGAGGGCAAAUCUAUUAAUUAGUAAUUAUUAUAAUGUGAUGUUAUAUAUAUAAAUCAAUCUUUAACAAGAAACCUAAAGCAAGUAAAACAGAAAAAUGAAUAAUGAAGAAAUAUACAAAAUUGUUAACCAACGUAACAAAUUUCACUAAGUAGAUUUUUCGAAUUAAAUUUAAAUUAUAAUAAUUAAAAAUUAUAGCAAGAAAACCAAAAAGGAAAAAAAAAACAAAAAUAACUUUGCUGUAUACACGAGAUAAAACUGCGUUUUUCUACUAAAAAUGAAUAUGUAAAAUGAUUUUUUCAAAUUUAGAUUACCUACCUUCCCCAUAUUCCUAAUUAUAUAAAAACCAAUUAUAAAUAUAUAAAUUACAAAUUCUAUGUAAAUGUUGUGCGUAUAUAUAGCAAAGCGUAGAAGAACCCCACAUUCAAAAUCGUUCAGUUAUUUAUUAUGUGUCUGCUAUAUCUUCUCUAUGUAUACAUAAAAAGAGCGCUUGGCUUCGACUAGCUAACAUUUUGGGCCUUAAACCAAAGCAACCUACUCAAGCCGGGGCCUUGGUGUUCUUCUUAUUACCCAGCAUUCUUCAGAUCGAUAUAUGUAUCUAUAUACCCCUGGGGAGGGGGGCAAUCCACACACUAAUCGUUAUUCUAUAUCUACGUGAAUGUGUUCGUUUCUAAACUUGUAAAAAAGCACGCACCCCUCCUCCGUUCAGACACGAAAUGUUUGUAAAAUAUUGAAAGAGAGAAAACGAUGGAAGAUACGAAAUUAAACUAUAAUAUUAAUACGAUUUUCGGGAGUAAAGGAAGAAAACAUUUUAGUUUUUCUACUUGAAUCGCAUUUCUUCCACUUUUCACCAAACAAAUCAAAUUUACAUGAAAAUGAUAUGAUACGAAGAAUUGAAUUUUGAGUCUCUUCAAUCCUCAAGCUCAAAAAACCAAACAAAAUUAAUACGAAACUAAAAAUUAAUGAAGUUUCUAGGUUCUAUUAUUUAGUUGUCUUGUUAUUUAUAUGUUUAGCUUUAGUUCUUGUCUAAUUUAUUUAUAAGUUUUGGCUCCGCAAUAAAUACAGACAAUUAUAUAUAUUUUUUCUAUAAUUUGUUUCAUUUUAUCAUUUUUUGAUUGUGAAAGAAAAAGGAAAAAAAAUUAACUUAGAAAAGGAUAACAAAUGAAAUGCUAAAUUUAAGCGCAAAAGUUCAAUUAAUAAAAAUUAGAAUUUUAAUAUUAACAUAAUUUGGACUAUUUAUAUAUACAUACGCAUAUAUAUACAACUCUAUAUAUGAAUAAUUAGUAACAAAUCAAAUCAAUUUCCAUAACAACCGCCAGAAAAAAAACACAAAGAAAUAUAUAUAUUCUUAGUGACGAGUGCAACAAAAACAUUCGUGCAAUUGUACUUUAAAAUUGAAUAAAAUUCAAAAAGAAAAAAAUUAACAGUGGAGGUGGAAAAGGAACGAAUGGAAUGGAAUAAAGCGUUACAUGCAACUCUGUUUUGCGUAGGGUUGCCAACGCCAACUAGCAGGCAGCCCUCAGAAGAGGAGAGCAAUAGUCGAAACACAAGCAGACGCACUCACACACAUGGCUUGAGAUCGAGAGAGCGAAAGGGACAGAUAGAGGUAGCUUCAGCACGAUGUUGAAUUGAUAGAUUGAUGAUUAUUUUUGGUGGAUGUGUCGAUUGUGGAUUGGGAGCAGCAAUUGCAACAAUAAUUCCAGGCAUAUCGAAGCAUUUUUACUCAGCACUCAGACGACAGCAAUCAGCGAAAUCGGCAACCAAAACUGAUGGCAAUAACAAGCAAAAGUAAACCAAUUCGGGAUCAGAGAGCGAAGACAAACAGGACGAAGGAGUAACCACACACAGAGACACA